Molecule: messenger RNA, 430 nt
Organism: Aspergillus pseudotamarii
Lineage: Eukaryota; Fungi; Ascomycota; Eurotiomycetes; Eurotiales; Aspergillaceae
Exons: 1
Coding region: 153-377 (74 amino acids)
Source: RefSeq, a predicted model, not a curated record
AUGCAUUUCUCAUCGCCUCUGCUCUUGAUCACUACGAGAGGACCUAGGUUAUGAAAAAGGAUCGAAGCCCAUGUGACCUGAACGCCCGACAUUUCAAGACUGUGGUUAAAGCCGGUACGGGGUUUUGAAAGUACCUUCUUGAGACCAGGGCCAUGACAGAUCAAGAGGCAGCAUUUCUGAGCAACACCCGGGCUGACUACGUCCAGUCCCAGAGGUUGUACAUACAUCUAGAGCCGCUACUCCAGUAUCGGCACAGCCAGCUAAGCCCCCGGCGUACCCAGGAUGGGCCAACCAGUAUCCGUCUCAGUCAACAUUGCACUCUCCGAGUAUGCAAAAUUGAACAGCAGUCACUUAUAGCAAGCAUAGGCCAAUUGUGAUAUAGUAUUUCCUCCAACUUCUUUCAUCCUUCCUUUCUGUUCCUUUUUCUCCC